AACAUUUAAGCUAACAGACAAUCGACAGCCGCAGCUGUCAUCAUCAUUCUACACGACUCAUACACUCAUGUAGCAGGACAACUUUAAAUAUCAGCCAGCAGUAUUCGAGUGACGCCCGCUUCUAACAAUGGCCUUUAAUUUUACCGCAUUCACGUAUAUUGUAGCGCUCAUUGGCGAUGCAUUUUUAAUAUUUUUCGCAAUAUUUCAUGUGAUUGCAUUCGAUGAGCUAAAAACAGAUUAUAAAAAUCCAAUCGAUCAGUGCAACAGUCUCAACCCGCUCGUCUUACCAGAAUAUUUGCUGCACCUAUUCCUCAAUUUGCUUUUCCUAUUCUGCGGCGAAUGGUAUUCACUGUGCCUCAAUAUACCUCUCAUAGCCUAUCACAUAUGGCGUUACAAGAAUCGGCCUCUUAUGUCCGGUCCGGGCUUGUAUGACCCCACCACCGUAUUGAAGACGGACACAUUAUCCCGCAAUCUGCGCGAGGGUUGGAUCAAAUUGGCCGUCUACUUGAUCAGCUUCUUCUACUAUAUAUACGGCAUGGUAUAUUCGCUCAUCUCUACAUAGAGGGUAAAAAGACAGCUGCGAGGGGAUCUCAUUGUUGGCACCGGCGCAUCUACAUCAUCAUAUAAAAGUUGUCAUUGUGUAUGGCCCACACACACACACACAUACACAUGCAACUCCAUUUGGGAGCAACGAACAAUGUUUCAUGUGUAAAAAUUUGCGAGUUUAUUCAUAAUGCGAACCAUAACAAUAACAUCUUUGGCAUGCGUCUGGGUUAUGUACUGUUGGAGAUUUGUAAAGGUUUUUUUUAUUAUUAUUUUUAUUAGUUUUGCAUUUGGUAGUUGAAGCCUAAGAAUAAAAGAAAUAAAGUAAAAGAGGAAAAAUU
Drosophila novamexicana is the source of this 884-nucleotide messenger RNA. RefSeq names its product protein cornichon (gene cni). Gene Ontology annotation, biological process: endoplasmic reticulum to Golgi vesicle-mediated transport. The record is from RefSeq and is a predicted model, not a curated record. The coding region runs from base 128 to 562 and encodes 144 amino acids. Lineage: Eukaryota; Metazoa; Arthropoda; Insecta; Diptera; Drosophilidae. The transcript has 5 exons. Gene Ontology annotation, cellular component: COPII-coated ER to Golgi transport vesicle; endoplasmic reticulum membrane.